AGUCAUUUAUUGUAGUUUCUGAUCAAGGGAGUCGCACGGCUGACAUGCGAGGACGCGGGGCUCCCGAGGCUGGCAGCCAGCUCCCCAUCUGCAGCUCUCAGGCACGCGGGCUCCGGGCCACCCUAGGCCCCGCAGUGCGGCUCGCAGUGCGGCCUCGCGCGCGCCCGGGGCCGCCGCGCCUCGCGGCGCCCGGUUGCCGUGGGAACCGCAGAGCGCGGCUGCGCCCGCCGUCCUGCCUCUGCCUGAGGGGGCGAGGGACCCUGUGGCCCAGCCAUGGAGCUGCCAGAUCCGGUUCGCCAGCGGCUGGGAAACUUCAGCCGGACCGUGUUCAGCGACUCCACCCGGACCGGGCCGGAAUACAAUGAAGGUCCCGAUAACGAGAUGGUCUCCAGUUUGGCACUGCAGAUGUCACUUUACUUUAACACUUACUUUUUCCCCCUUUGGUGGGUGAGCUGCAUUAUGAUGCUUCAGCUGAAGGUGAGUCUGCGCUUUAGCGUCUGCCGAGGCCCCUUCUGCGCACCCUUGAUGUUGCUACACUGUCCAGAAAUGGAAUGGUCUCAGUAUUUUUUUAAACCCCAGGUUCCUGAGUUGGCUGGCUUUUGGCUUUUGAGCCUUCUGCUGCAGUUGCCUUUAAUUCUUUUCUUGCUUUUUAAUGAAGGCCUAACAAAUCUGCCCUUGGAAAAAGCAAUACAUAUCAUCUUCACCAUCUUCCUUACUUUCCAAGUUGUUUCAGCAUUUCUUACCUUGAGGAAAAUGGUCAAUCAGUUGGCCACUCGUUUCCACCUCCAAGACUUUGACCGGCUCUCUGCAAACAGAGGAGACAUGAGAAGGAUGAGGUCAUGUAUAGAAGAGAUUUGACCCAGUGCUGCUGAAUGAAAAUCUCAAAGUUGAUUCUAGAAGACUGCGAGAGUUAGGAAAACAUCAGAGACCUAGCAUGAGGAAAGGUACAAGGGAAGUGUGUUUACUCUCAAGCUCUGAGUCCCAAGGACAGGGGCAGUGAUAAGGCUGUGCCAUGCAUGAAAGCGGCGUAUGAACACUGAAACUUAGAUGCUGUCCACCUAAUGCCAAAUUUCUUUGUUGUUUGAUGAUGUUGGUCUUUUUGAGUGUGAAAAAUUCUGCGUGGUAGUUGUAAGUUUACCAGUUUUACUGUAACAUUUCCAUUUCAGAUCUGUAACCAGAAAUGUGUACCUUUUAAAUGUGUCAGUUAUCCAUAUCUUGACUGUGUAUCAGACCAUUUUUCUUGAAGUGCAUGGAAAUGCUGGUCAAUAUUAUUGUGCAUCAGACCAUAUUUAUAAACCAAAAAACAAAAUUUUUGUAUUUGCUGUGGUUAACUUCUAACCCUAGUCUUAGAAGGUAUACUGAUGUAAAGAAGAAAACAGAUUAUCAUGGUAUUAAGGAAAUAUUUUUGUCAAAGAAUUAUAACUUUCAUAAAACCAUGUUCAGUAUUUGUGUGGCAGUAUGCAAAAUGUUUUCAUAAUAAAUUAUCAAAUAUUUAUGGUAAGCUAUCAGCAACAAACAAUUCCUGUUUUAUAUAGAUCUUUUGGACUAUGGGUUUAUUAUUUCACACUACAGAAAUGCAGGAGAAGGAAGGGGAAAGAUUUCAGAGAACCUUCUUUGUAAUGAGCACUCUAAUAGGCACAUUAAAUUUAAUUUUGUGUUCUCAUGUACUCAUCAUAUUCACUGAAGAACUACUUCAUAUCCAUUAAAUUAACAUGAAGUUUUAUUUGGAAACCAGUCUGUUUAUAUAUAUAGCAAGAACUAAGAUGGCCAAAGGAACCACACUCUUCAUUUUUUUUUUUUAAGAUUUAUUAUGUAUUUGAAAGGCAGAGUGAAGGAGGAAGAGAUAGAGAGAGAGAGAUUGAUCUUCCAUCCACUGGAUGGAUGUCUCCUCAAAUGGUUUCAAUAGCUAGGGCUGGGGCAGACAAAAAUUAGGAGCCAGGAAUUCCAUCUGGGUUUCCCACAUGGGUGACAAGGGCCUAAGCACAUGGGCCAUCAUCCACUGCCUUCCCAAGUGCGUUAGCAGGAAGCUAGAUCAGAAGCAGAACAGUAAGGACUCAUUCUGGCACUCAUACAGGAUACAGGGGUUAUAAUUGUCCGUUUAACCUGCUAUGCCACAAUAUCUCCAGCAUAUGAUGAUCCAUUUAGGGCAUGUUCUGUUGUUGAUGAGAGAAACCUAGCUAAGGAAAUUUGGUUAAGAACAAAGUAUUUGGCCUGCACCGCAGCUCACUAGGCUAAUCCUCCGCCUUGCGGUGCCGGCAUACCGGGUUCUAGUCCCGGUCGGGGCGCCGGAUUCUGUCCCGGUUGCCCCUCUUCCAGGCCAGCUCUCUGCUGUGGCCAGGGAGUGCAGUGGAGGAUGGCCCAAGUACUUGGGCCCUGCACCCCAUGGGAGACCAGGAGAAGCACCUGGCUCCUGCCAUCGGAUCAGCGUGGUGCGCCGGCCGCAGCGUGCCGGCCGCGGCGGCCAUUGGAGGGUGAACCAACGGCUAAAGGAAGACCUUUCUCUCUCUCUCUCUCUCACUGUCCACUCUGCCUGUCAAAAAAAAAAAAAAAAAAAAAAAAAAAAGAACAAAGUAUUUGGGUAUAUCUGACCAUUAUUUUUAAGUGAUUUGGCCCAUCCUAAAGGAAUAUAAUGACAGCUUUUCUUCUUUCUUAUAGGGAAACCUACCUUUAUAAGUAAUGUAUUUUACUGAGCUGUUAAAAAUUGUUCUCUCCAGUUUUCUUUUUCUGCAAUUCAUGUUCAUCUUAGGAUUUCCAUGUUUUGCCUUAUUCAUUUUAUUGUUAACAUUUUUAAAACUUAUCAAAAGGUAGAACAAUUGGAGCUGGCGCUGUGGCAUAGUGGGUUGAAGCCCUGGCCUGAAGUGCUGGAAUCCCAUCUGGGCACGAGUUCUAGUCGUGGCCGCUCCUCUUCCUAUCCAGCCCUCUGCUGUGGCCUGGGAAAGCAGUAGAAGAUGGUCCAAGUCCUUGGGCCCCUGCACCCAUGUGAGAGACCCUGAAGAAGCUCCUGGCUUUGGAUCGGUGUAGCUCCGGCCCUUGUGGCCACCUGGGGAGGCCUCUCUCUCUCUGUCUUUCAAAUAAAUAAAAUAAAUCCAAAAAAAAAAAAAAAA
This is a messenger RNA of Oryctolagus cuniculus (rabbit), 3104 nucleotides long. It is a transcript of the gene TMEM17, whose product is annotated as transmembrane protein 17. NCBI's taxonomy places the organism in Eukaryota, Metazoa, Chordata, Mammalia, Lagomorpha, Leporidae. The record is from RefSeq and is a predicted model, not a curated record. Gene Ontology annotation, biological process: non-motile cilium assembly. Gene Ontology annotation, cellular component: ciliary transition zone.